AGUCUCUGCUCGCCACAAUGUCUCUUCAACAGCGGGUUCAGCCCCGCCAGGCGCAUACCCCUGGCACGACCGUCCUGAGCUACACACCGGACGGCAAGAAAUUGAUUACCGCUGGGGCGAGCAACCCAAUACGCGUUUUUACCAGCGGAUCGGACGCAGAACCCAUAAACAUUGACGAUUGCAUGCCAGAUAACACCUGUGUGGUUGCAAGUAACACCUUCUUCAUAGCUGGCUCCGAGGACGGAACGGUUUGCAAAUACUCCUUGGAGACCAACUCGCUUGAAACCAUACUUGUACGGAGUACAUUGGCUGUCAGAGAUGUCGCAUUGUCUCCAGAUGCAAACUGGGUGGCUGUUGCUAGCGACGAGCUUGUUGUUAAAGUCGUGAACACGAAAGAUAUGACCCGAGUAUUUCGGCUCCAAGAACAACCGAAGGCCGUCAAGCAUGUAGCCUUCGACAAUAGCGGAACAUACCUCGCGGUAUCCUGCACGGACGGCCAGAUCUACGUAUAUUCGAUGAGCUCUGAUGAGCCUCAACUGAUAAAGAAGGUGGACGACAUGAUUAGGAGCAUGGGUUCCGCUUCCGAAGCGAGCUCCAAGGUGUUGUGGCAUCCCGAUGGACGAGCGUUCGCGACACCAACAACAACCAGGGAGAUACAAGUGAUGUCACGCCUUGAUUGGCACCGACAGAAGACUUUCAAGACUGAUCAUAUUGGCGACAUAACCGCUGCGGCCUGGUCGCCCAACGGCGCAUUCCUAGUCACCACUGCCACGGAUCGAAAGCUUUACCUAUGGGAUUCGAAAACGCUCAAAGUGAUCAAAACUUACGAUGACAUCCGAGAAACAGUUCUGGCAGUCGCAUGGCACCCAACGGAAAACACCAUUUCGUACACUAAUGGCGAGGGCCAGCUUUUUAUCCGUCCUGGCUUUGUCCCUGAAGAGCACGCUGCCCUACUUCGACAGGGUCUUCAGCCAGCACCCUUUCUUCAUGAUCCUCUUGCCGAAAAUGGAGCCAACGGAGUACGCAGAAUAGUCAAUGGCCCAGAAAAACUAGCAAUGCGAGGAGCACGGGCGGGUACGCCUGAUUCUCUGGAUGACAUGCUCGAUGGGAUGUCCGACGCUGAAGAUGAGGGCUUCGUUGUAGACGACGACGGUGCGGGUUACGCAGAUGAGGUGAUCAACGGCCAUGGGAAACGAACGAACGGUCAUCUCGAUGCCUACAAUGGCGCAUCGAAACGGAGGGUUCCUGCUUCACACUCCUUCGAGCCUGAAGUCCGCCCAUCAUUUCAACCCGGAAGCACACCGUGGCAAGGCAAUCGACGGUAUCUAUGCCUGAAUCUAACGGGUUUCGCUUGGACAGUCAGCCAGGAAACUCAUCACACGGUCACCGUGGAAUUCUACGACCGGGAAGCUCAUCGCGAUUUUCACUUCACGGACCCAUAUCUGUACGACAAGGCCUGUCUUAACGAUAACGGCGCACUUUUCUCGAGCCAGCCUAACGGUGCGAGCCCGGCAAUGAUCUUCUACAGGCCCCACGAGACGUGGACUACACGAACCGAAUGGCGCACCGAGUUGCCUGCUGGUGAAGAGGUUAGUGCCAUCGCACUGAGCGAAUCCUAUGCAGUUGUGACCACAUCCUCAAAUUACGUUCGCAUCUUUACCCUUUUUGGUGUUCCGAUUCGAGUAUAUCGACAAAAGAGCUCGCCGACCGUAACGUGUGCUGCAUGGCGAGACUACGUUAUGACAAUAGGAAAUGGGCCUGUUGGAGGAGAUGGCAUAUGUCGCCUUCUUUAUACCAUCGAAAAUAUCAAACGCGAUGAAACAUGUCAAAGCGAAGACGUUGUGGCACUAGCACCAGGCGCAAGUCUCCAAAGCGUAUUUUUCUCUGACAAUGGCGACCCGUACAUAUAUGAUUCCACUGGCGUUCUACUAACACUUCUUCACUGGCGAACACCAUCCCAGGCACGCUGGACACCGCUCUUGGAUACACGCCAACUUUCCCGUUUGGCCGCGGGCACGAAGACGGAAUCCUACUGGCCAGUUGCAGUUGCAGGAAACAAAUUCUACUGCGUGAUUCUCAAAGGUGCAGACAAGCAUCCUUACUUCCCUCGCUCGAUCCUCACAGACUUCGAAUUCCAGAUCCCGCUCUCCGGGCCGCGCCCGUCUAAGAAAGGGAAAAGCGCCGAGGACACAGAAAUGGAUGACGACACCAAAGAAGCCGCAAAUAAACAGCUGGAGAUCGAAGAGCGCUUCGUCCGGAACUCGGUCCUGCUGGCACAACAAGCGGAUACGUUCUCCGUUACCCGUACAACGUCUGAUCAACGCCAUGCUCUUGCGCUUCGGGAGUCCGAUGUCAACAAAGCGCUGCUCCAACUCCUGCAGCUCGAGUGCCUUGCUGGAGAGGAGCGCGGCAUGAAAGCGCUGGAAAUUGUUGGACUAUUGAAGGACCCGAAUGGGAACAUGUUGACGGCUGCCGAGAAGCUGGCGCGGAAAUACCAGCGUGAUGUCUUGGCUGAGAAGAUUCGAGAGCUGGCGGAGCGGAGGCUGGUCGGCUUGGAUGCGGACGAGGAGAUGGAUUAGGGAUUCAUGAGGGUGCAUUUCAGGCGUUUGUUUAGGUAUGUUGAUACGAGCGUCUAAUUCAGAGCGUGUGGAACUUGGCAUCAUGUUGCUGAAGUCUCUCACCUGCGUGAGGCGCCCGGAGCCGUGUCAUACCUCCCAAGAUGAAGGAAUGAGAAUAUGCGAAUUAGGGUGCUUGUCAAACGAAUAGGUUGAGUUGUCAUGUCAUUUCCUUCGGUCUGAUUCACGGUGUCGAAAACAUGACAUCGUGCUGUUGAAAUCUCGCACCUGCGUUAGGCGCCCGGAGGCGUAUCACAUCCCCCAAGAUGAAAGCAUGAGAAAAUACCAUUUACAACGGCCGACAAAAUGUAAUGAUUUUGUAAUGUUAUUUCCACAGGUCUAAUUCAGAGCGUCCGGAACGUGACAUUGUACUCUCCCAGACUUCGGAACGUCCUGAGGCGCCUGAAACUGUAUCAACGCCUCCAAACGAAACCCUAAGAAUGUGCGAUUUACAGCG
Molecule: messenger RNA, 3072 nt
Organism: Mytilinidion resinicola
Lineage: Eukaryota; Fungi; Ascomycota; Dothideomycetes; Mytilinidiales; Mytilinidiaceae
Product: WD40 repeat-like protein
Exons: 6
Coding region: 18-2579 (853 amino acids)
Biological process (GO): DNA repair; DNA-templated DNA replication; mitotic cell cycle
Cellular component (GO): nuclear replication fork
Molecular function (GO): chromatin binding; protein binding
Source: RefSeq, a predicted model, not a curated record